UUCAAGCAGAGCGGAUCAAGAUGAGGACUAUUUCCCUGCUUUUGCUGGUUGCACUGGCAGCCCUGGUAGAGUCUUACUGUUGGAACCCCAACAGACGUGCCAAGCGGGAGCUUUUGGUGCGUUCUAAGAGAAGAUGGGUUUUGUCUACGAUUGAAGUAAAAGAGCACGAACCUGGUCCAUACCCAUUACUGAUUUCGAAGAUGUUCAAUGACAAAAUAGAUCCAAAUGCAAAAAAUCACAAGUACAUUAUAAGUGGAAUGGGUGUGACUGAGCCGCCGCUGGGAGUGUUCUGCAUUAAUGAUUCUACUGGAGAAGUCUAUGCCCGUAAACCCAUUGACAGAGAAGAAAAUGACAUCUUCCAUAUCAAAUUUGAUAUCUUGGACAAAUACACCAACGAGGAAAAAGACAAGGAACUAGCUUUUGAUGUACAAAUAAAGGACAUCAAUGACAACCCACCUACAUUUAUCGAUCCUCCAAAGACUGUAGAUGUGUUAGAAAAUACACCAGAGGGGUACUUGCCAGUGCGUCUGGUGGCCAGUGACAGGGAUGAGAUGAACUCCUCUAACUCUAAAAUCACCAUCAGAGUGGCUUCACAGAACCCGGCACAGCCCAAGAUUAAUGUGGAUCAGAUCAAUGGCAGGAUGGCCCAGCUCACCUUUACAGGAUGUUUUGACUACGAUAGAGUAAAGACGUAUGAAAUUGUUGUUGAAGCAAAGGAUCAUGGAACACCACGCCUUUCCUCCACUGCUGUUAUUACUCUCAAUAUUCUUGACUCAAACACUCAUGCGCCAACAUUCAAGGAUACUAAGUACAACGGUGAGGUGUUAGAAUCAACUGUUAAAAAUGAUAUUCUGAGAAUUUCGGUGGAAGACAAAGACACUCCCGAAACUCCAGCCUGGCGUGCCAAAUACUUCUUCAUAAAAGGAAAUGAGGACGAAAACUACAAAAUUGAAACCGACCCCAAAACAAAUGAGGGUGUUCUGAGUGUCAUCAAGGGGAAGGAUUUUGAGCGGACAACUUUUACCAACCUGCUGAUCGGAGUAGAGAAUGAGGAACCAUUAUUUGUCUGUAAAAGUGCACCAAGUGGUGCAAGCACACUUCCACGGGCAGGGCCAGUCAACAUCACAAUGAAAGUGAUCGAUGUCAAUGACCCACCUUACUUUAAGAACCCCCCAGCUAAAGUAUACCAGAGGGAAGAGCAGGACCCAGGAAAGGUGCUGUUCACUCCAGAGGUUCAUGAUGUCGACUCUAAUGUGUCCGCAAUCAGGUAUAAGCUGUUAAAAGAUCCAGCCGAAUGGGUGACCAUUGAUGAGAAAACUGGACAAAUCAAAGCAGCUAAGAAAAUGGACAGAGAGUCACCCCACGUUGACAAGGACAGCAUUUACAAAGUCGUCAUCAUUGCCAUAGAUGAUGGUGAGCCUCCAGCCACAGGUACAUGCACAGUCCCGAUCCAUCUGAUGGAUGUCAAUGACAACCAGCCUAAGCUGGUCAACAAUAGUGUCAUAAUGUGUGGAAACAAGGUUAACAAGGUCAUGGUGACUGCAAAGGACACAGACGUCCAUCCUUACAGUGGGCCCUUUGUCUUCUCUCUGGGGGGUGCUGACAAAACUCUGGCGCAGCGAUGGAAACUAGAUCCUGCCUUUGGUGAGGAAGGUGGCCUUGUUAGCCUGAAGGUACUUCCUUAUGGCAACUACUCAGUGCCCCUGGUGAUUCAGGACCAACAGGGCAUGACUGCAGAAGACACUGUGGAGGUGAUGGUGUGUGACUGUGGAGAAAAAGACUUUUGCCGUAGCAAAGAGCCAAUCUCAUCCGGCCUUGGGGCACCUGGUAUUGGACUGAUUUUGGCAGGAUUGCUCUUAUUUUUGUUACUGCUAUUCCUCUUUAUGUGUGAGUGUGGAAGGAAGGAGUUCAUACACCUCCCGACCCUGGUGCAGGAUGAGGGCAGCCAGACCCUUAUCAAGUACAACCAAGAAGGAGGGGGCGCUACAUGCACAGCUGAACCCACUCUGCCCAUGACACCUACAAAUUACGCAACUGUGACAGACGGACUAAAACAAGCCACCAAGGAGGUCUCUAAAGCGGUUCCAGUAAUGACCCAGGACAUGGACACUUACAACAAUUCAGGGUUCACCAUGAUGAACUCUAACAUGACCUCACUGGGAAUGCAGACUCAAAGAAACAGUCUCAGAGGCUUUGGAGGGCAGGCCACGUACUCUACAUGGACUAACAACAGGACAAACACCUACCAGCAGGGUGGCUCAUCAAGGUACCAGCGCUUUUUCAGCCUGCAGUCAAAUCAGUAUACUGCAGAUCACAUUGACAGGAGACUGCGCAUAAUUGCUGAAAACCACACAGACCACCCAGUGUACCAACCUCACCAUUACGCCUAUGAGGGAAUGAGCACAGGAUGCCAUUCACUGGAUGAGCUGUCACUCAGUGACCAGGGACAGGAUUUGCAGUUUCUCAGUGAUUUGGGGCCAAAGUUCAAGACCUUGGGAGCCAUUUGUCACCAGAAAAUUCAAGAAAAAAACAUACAGCUUUGAAGGGCACAGCUGGAACGUGAUUUUUCUAUCAGGCAGGUCGCUCUUUCUUGCUGGUUUGUGAUUGUGAUUAUGGACUUAUCUGAUUGGAUAUGUGGCACAUUUAUAUGCCACAAUGGUUGUAUGCAAAAGUUUGGGAACCUCUGGACCUUACAUUUUUCAUUGAUUUUUAAAGUGAAAAAAGGUAAACACAACCCCCUCCGCAAAUACUAAUAUUAAAAAUGAGGAAAGGCACUUUUAUUGGUUAUUAUUUACUUGUUAUUAUUUUUACUGGUGGUUAUUUCAUGACCUUAAAGAAAUGAAACAGUAAUUGUUGCAUGUGCAAAGGUUUGGCAACCCUUCUAACUCUAAAUCACUCAGAACUUAAUUAACCAAUUAUGUUUCGAGUCAAGAUUUGCCUUUAGGAACUGUCUGCUAAUGACGUUUGGAGAGCUGCUAAAUUCUUUCACUCUUCAGGAGUUACAAGAAGGUUUACCUAACACAGGACUGGUGGUGCCACUGUCUUAAACUGUCAAAUUGUCUUCCCCUGUGCCGCACUGUCUCUACAAACAGUGGCAACCAGCGCCAAGGGAUUCUGGAUGCAAAUUUCAUGCAGUGAGUCAAGACAGUGAAAAGAGAGGUUUCUACAACAGGACAAUGACCCAAAGCAUAGCUCAAAAUCCACCAAGGAAAUACUUCAAGGAACACAAUCUGAAGAUUUUGGAAUGGCCCUCAUCGCCUUCUGGCUUGAACAGCACUGAGAAUCUGCUUGUAGAUCUUAAACAUGCUGUGCUUGCAAGACAGUCUAAAAAUAUCUUAGAACCUGAAGUGAUCUUCAAGGAAUUUGAAAGUGAAAAGUCCUAAAUCAAAAAUAGAAAGACUCUUAGCAAAAGAGUUUGAAAAAAAGCCUUUUCAAUCUGUGAUAUCUGCCAAAGGUUUAUUUACAAAGUACGGCCUUAGUAGGGUGCCCAAACUUUAGCACGUCACAAUUACUGUUUAUUUUAUUUUACUUUUCUGUAUGCUACAAAACAUGGAAUUUGCCCAUGGGUGCCCAAACUUUUGAACACAACUGUGACUCAGAUACUGUUUAUUGGUAUCUAUCCACAAAACAAGGAUAAUGUUGUAGAGGCUGUAUUUUGCUUGAAGAUGAGCUUGAAUUAAUGCACUGUACAAACUAUCAUGCUCUGGUGACUUUGAAAUGCUGCAUCUUGAUGGGUGUGUUUGCUUGUUUUUUUACUAUGCUGCAAUAAGAGUGAUUGUUGCCACAUCUCACUGCUUUCUCACUGCAUAUCAUUUCUAGCUCUGGAGGUUUUGUCAGGACAGUAUUAUUUUCAUGUUUUAAACUGUAAUUUUACAGACGUUUAUGUGUGGAAACUGGGAUGCUUCACAGUGUAUAAGAUGUUUUACUUCUGCACAUCACUUUUACAGGAAUACCCCUUCGUAAAACGAUUCUUAAUAAGGACCAGUAGAAAUUUGACUGGUUGAAAUUACUAUUUCAAGUAACUGGAGAGUGAUUCUGUAAAUGUCUGUGGCCUGUUGUUAAUGGUGAACCCUGAGCUGGUGAACACAGCAGUGUGGAAUUAACACUGUACAUGUCUUGCAACAAUACACAACUCAUUCCUUGA
Messenger RNA from Toxotes jaculatrix (banded archerfish), 4144 nucleotides. It is a transcript of the gene cdh26.1, whose product is annotated as cadherin 26, tandem duplicate 1. The transcript is spliced from 19 exons. NCBI's taxonomy places the organism in Eukaryota, Metazoa, Chordata, Actinopteri, Toxotidae. Gene Ontology annotation, biological process: cell-cell junction assembly; calcium-dependent cell-cell adhesion; homophilic cell-cell adhesion. Gene Ontology annotation, molecular function: cadherin binding; calcium ion binding. The record is from RefSeq and is a predicted model, not a curated record. The coding region runs from base 21 to 2543 and encodes 840 amino acids. Gene Ontology annotation, cellular component: catenin complex; plasma membrane; adherens junction.